Messenger RNA from Penicillium alfredii, 612 nucleotides. Its product is annotated as translation initiation factor eIF1. Gene Ontology annotation, cellular component: eukaryotic 43S preinitiation complex. Lineage: Eukaryota; Fungi; Ascomycota; Eurotiomycetes; Eurotiales; Aspergillaceae. Gene Ontology annotation, molecular function: ribosomal small subunit binding; RNA binding; translation initiation factor activity. Bases 1 to 612 code for a protein of 203 amino acids. The transcript is spliced from 5 exons. Gene Ontology annotation, biological process: translational initiation. The record is from RefSeq and is a predicted model, not a curated record.
AUGUCCAUCGAAAACCUCAAGACCUUCGACCCCUUCGCCGAAGCUGACGAAGACACCGGCGAGACUAAACAGUCUCAAAAUUACAUCCAUAUACGGAUUCAGCAGCGCAAUGGUCGAAAGACUCUGACCACAGUUCAGGGUCUUCCUAAGAAGUUCGAUCAGAAGAAGAUUCUGAAGGUGAUCAAGAAGAAGUUCGCGUGCAAUGGCACCAUCGUCGCCGACACUGAGAUGGGCGAGGUGAUUCAGCUGCAGGGCGACCAGAGAAAAGAUGUCCAGGAGUUCUUGACCGACAAGAAGGAGGGCCUUGAGCUGGAUGCCAAGACCAUCAAGUCUAUGUUGCCCUGUGAGCGGUGGGGUGAGAAGCAUGCUGUGUUAUCCCUCAUCCGCCGGCCGUGCGCCCUGCCGGCCCUCGCAACCGUCAAGUGUCUUGCUUUCUUUCUCCACCUCUCAUGUGCCUGGCGUGUUAGACCUGGGCCUUUGUCGACAUGGCCCGCUGCAUUUGUGUGCACCUCCGGACGACCGUGCCCGCUUGGUCGCCCGGGGGAGCGGAGUGCUUUAUCGACUCGACUGCUAUUUUUAGGACGGGAUUAUGAUGGAACGAGGCGUUGGUAG